CUGUGUACAGGAGAUCCACCUGAUAACGCUGUGUACACUGUGGAGGAAUGAGCCUGAAGACUUGUCCCUGAAGGUGCACAGGAAUGUGCUGAACCAUAGACUAGAUGAACCCACAGGAACAGAACUUUCUAGUGCAAACGUGCUCCUCAGGGAAGAAAUGAUGACAACCCUCUCCGUGUUCCUCGAUGUUCCUAAGUCUAUAAAGGAUAAAGAUCAGCAGCAGGAAGAGGCUUAUCAUAAAGACAGGGACAGAAGAAAAGUUUUCCUUGGACACAGAGCCCUCUUAUCUGAGGAUGGCCAACCAUGGGUUCCGUUGCCAGUGAAGAAGGCCUAUCUCCAGAUAGUCAAUGACCCAACAAGAAGUUAUGAGCAUCUGCCAGUCGCCGGAGCACCAGAGUUCAUCCGAGGAGCUACAGAGUUUGCUCUUGGGAAGAACAGCAAAGCUAUCUUACGAAAUAGGGCAAGUGGUGUACAAACCCCAGGAUCUACCGGGGCUUUCAGAAUAGGAGCGGAGUUCCUAAAUCGCUGGCAUAAUAUCAAUCAGGAAACUUCAAUCUGUCUUGCUCUGCUUGCUCAUGACAAGUAUCGUUGGAUAUUUGAAGCUGCCGGAUCAACACAUAUCUAUCCUUAUCGGUUUUGGGAUAACAAAACUAUGGGCCUGGCAUUGCCAGACAUGCUAGAGGAUCUGGAGAAGUCUCCAGACUAUUCUAUAGUUCUCCUACCAACUUCCUGCAACUCAACUGGAAUCCAACCCCAAAUCAGUGACUGGAAACAGAUAGCAGAUCUCAUGAAGAGGAAGAGCAUGUUCCCGUUUUUCCACCUUAAAGAUCAAGGCCUGGCGUCGGGAGACAUGGACACAGAUGCUUGGCCUGUGCGCUACUUUAUAUCUGAAGACUUUGAGCUCUUCUGUGCCCAGUCAUUUUCUGCAAGUUUUGGAUUAUACGGGGAGAGAAUCGGGAAUCUGUUAAUUGUUAUGAGGAGCAAUGAAGUUCUUAUCAGUGUCCGCUCCCAGCUAGAAAGUCUUGCACGUGAGAUAUGGUCAACACCGCCAUGUUUCGGUUCACGGGUUGUGGCAAUGGUGCUGAGCAAUCCCUUACUGUAUGUAGAAUGGAAGGACAGUUUGAAGACGGCGGUAAGACGCCUCAUGAUUAUCAGAGAAAAAAUUAGGGAGAAGCUGAGACUACUGGAGACUUUAAAAUCUUGGGAGCAUCUCACCAAGCAGGGUGGUUUGUUUGCUUUUAUGGCAUUAACACCUAAUCAAGUGGAUUUCCUGGCUAAAAAGAAGCAUGUAUAUUUAUCAGAACAUGGCCAGAUGAAUAUUUCAGGCCUAAAUGCAAAUAAUCUGGAUUAUGUCACACGGUCUAUACAUGAGAUUACUAUGAAUGAAAAUUAGCAUGCAGCUUCUGUAAGACAAUCCAGAAUCUCACUAAACGAAGGGAAGAAGGACAAUUAUUUGACAACUUGAAGGAUAUGAACACCUUUGGGGCAAUGCUUUUUUAUCAUUGUGAAGUACCUCAGACUUGGGUGUAUCUGUAAUUGAAAAGUCAUGAUAUGUAUUUUCAUUGUUAUGCUCAGUACUAGUGUGGAGCGAAAUUGUUUUUUAAGUUCUGCGUUC
Bufo bufo (common toad) is the source of this 1615-nucleotide messenger RNA. Its product is annotated as aspartate aminotransferase, cytoplasmic-like. The coding region runs from base 158 to 1393 and encodes 411 amino acids. The transcript has 10 exons. Lineage: Eukaryota; Metazoa; Chordata; Amphibia; Anura; Bufonidae. Gene Ontology annotation, biological process: L-aspartate biosynthetic process. Gene Ontology annotation, molecular function: pyridoxal phosphate binding; L-aspartate:2-oxoglutarate transaminase activity. Gene Ontology annotation, cellular component: cytosol. The record is from RefSeq and is a predicted model, not a curated record.